UUUUUCUCCUUAGGCAGUACAGCAAGUGGACUACUAUGCAAACUGCACUACACAGAAGAUUUGACUCUGUCUUCUAGCAUGGGAACCCUCUGGCACUUACGAUACAUUUUAAUUUUACUCUGUAUUUCAGUGCCGAAUACCACAGGGAUCAAGCAAAGACCAAGAGGUGGCUUGAAGAUAUGGGAUCCUGAAACAGCUUACCUCACCAGAUGUGAUUUCAACAAUAACUCAAGGCCAUUCUGUGACUGGACCCAGCCUUGCAAUGUCAACCAAGGAAUGUGGAUACGAACCAAGCAUGACACUCCAACUCAUGGAACAGGUCCUGAUGGAGAUUAUCCUGAUGGAAGUGGUUAUUUCAUCUACCAAGAAGCGAGCAAUCUGAUCCCCUUUGACACUAACAGGCUGGAGAGCCCAGACAUUGUAGUUUCUGGAAAAAUAUGCAUAGACUUCUGGUACUACAUGUUUGGAAUAGAAGAGAUGAAUGAGCUCAGAGUGCUUGUCCAAGAUGGCACAAGGGAGUCUGUGGUGUGGCAUCGGAAGGGAAACCAGAGUUCCGUCUGGGAAUAUGGUGCCAUCACUCACACUUUUCCAACACAGAGAAAGAUAAAGGUGAUUUUUGAGGCUGUUCGAGGACUGACAGAAUAUGGGGAUACAGCACUGGACAAUGUGAGAGUAAGGGAUGGACCCUGUGAUGUCCCUACACCUGUACCACCCACACCUACACCAACAGAACCUACACCACUUCCAGUGACAGAAGCUAUUUGCACUAUUCACGGGGAUCCCCACUACAACACCUUUGACAAGCAGCGUCAUGACUUCAUGGGCACCUGCACCUACACCCUCUCCAAGCUGUGUGAGAACAACAGCUCCCUGCCCUACUUCAAUGUGGAAGCAGCCAACGAGCACAGGAAAGGCAACACUCGUGUGUCCUAUGUCCAGUACGUGGAUAUUGAUGUCUAUGGCUACAGGAUCAACCUUGGUCAAAAAAGAGCUGUUAAGGUGAAUGGAGUCAGCCAGGUGGUCCCUGUGACCUUGGUUCCAGGUGUCAGUAUUUACCUCAGUGGGCAGUAUGUUGUGGUUACUACUGACUUCGGGCUGCAAGUCAAGUUUGAUGGAAAUCAGAGAGUAGAAAUCACUCUUCCCAGUACCUACAUGUCUAAAGUCUGUGGAAUAUGUGGAAAUUACAAUGGGCAAAGAAAAGAUGACUUUCUCAACCCAGAUGGAGAGAUGGAACCAAACUCAACCAGCCUUGGCAACAGUUGGCAGGUUUACAAUGACUCCAGAUGCUCACCAGAUGAUGGCCAUACUCCAAACUGCACUGAUGAUGAAAAACAUAUGAUCCAAAGCAGUGCAUACUGUGGUCUGAUCACAGAUCCAAAUGGUCCAUUCCAGAAGUGCCACUCAGUAAUCGAUCCACAGAGUUAUUUUGAAGAUUGCCAGUAUGAUCUCUGUGAGCUUCACUUGGACAAUGCAGCCCUCUGUGAAAGCCUACAGGCCUAUGCAGAUGCGUGCCAAACUGCAGGAGUCCAGCUGGCACCAUGGAGAAAUGCAACCUUUUGCCCAUUGGCCUGUCCGGCCAACAGUCACUACGAGUCCUGUGCUGCAGCCUGCCCUGCCACCUGUGUUGACCCAACAGCCCCAGAUAACUGCAGCCUGCCGUGUGUGGAGGGCUGUGUGUGUGACAGCGGGUACCUGCUCUACAAUGACCGCUGCGUGCCCAGCCAGCAGUGUGGCUGCUGGCACAACGGGCAGCACUACCCCGUGGGCUCCGAGUUCUGGACGGACGACAGCUGCUCCUCCAAGUGCACGUGUCCCGCACGAGGAAGCAAAGUCCAGUGCUUCAAUGCCUCCUGCCCUGCGGGCCAGUACUGUGGGGUGCAGAACGGGAAACCUGUGUGCCUCGAACACUCCUACGGCAUCUGCCACGUGCACGGGGACCCCCACUACAAAUCCUUUGACAAAGUGAGGCACAACUUCAUGGGCAACUGCACCUACACCCUGGCCAAAGUGUGCUCCAACACCACCUCCCUGCCCUACUUCAACGUGGAGGCCAAGAACGAGCACCGUGGCAACACCCGAGUGUCCUACGUGCGCGAAGUCGUGGUUGAGGUGUACGGACAGCGCAUCGUCAUCACCAAGCAGCAGACGAGCCACGUGCUGGUGAACAACGUGCGGCAGACGUUGCCGGUGAGCGCAGCGGGAGGGGCCAUCACGGUGAGCAAGAGCGGUCGCUACAUCGUCCUGGAGACAGACUUCAACCUCAGAGUGUCCUACGACACUGACCACUCGGUGGAGGUGAAGGUGCCCACCACCUACUUCAACCUGACCUGUGGCAUGUGUGGCAACUUCAACAACCGCAAAGACGACGAGUACAUGAUGCCCAACGGGCAACAAGCCGCAAACUCCAAUGAGCUGGGGGAGAGCUGGCAGGUCCCGGACAGUGACCCCUCCUGCGGUGUCCCUGUGCCUUCCCCGCCCUGCAGCGCAGAAGAGGAGGAGCUCUACCGCUCCGACCAGUUCUGUGGCCUACUGACCACCAGGCCUAGCUCUUUUGAGAAUUGCCACGGCGUGAUCAACCCCCAGGACUACUUUGACACCUGCUUGUACGACCUGUGUGCCCUGAAUGGUGGCCAGGAGUUCCUGUGUGCUGCUCUGGAGGCCUAUGCCGACGCGUGCCAGGCAGCUGGUGUGACUGUUCUUCCCUGGAGGAAUGCUACCUUCUGCCCUGUUGCAUGCCCUCCCAAUAGUCAUUACAAUCCAUGCACCAGUGCUUGUCCGGCAACCUGCACUGACCCUCUUGCAUCGCAGAACUGCAGCAGACCUUGUGUAGAAGGGUGUGAAUGCAACAGUGGCUUUGUCCUCAGUGGAGGACAAUGUGUGUCCAUGAGCAACUGUGGAUGCCUCCAGAAUGGCAAAUAUUAUGAGAAAGGAGAAUCCUUUUGGCAACCAGACUGUGUAGGCCAAUGUGUAUGUACUGGAAAUGGAACUGUAGUUUGCAAUUCAGACACAUGUGAAGUAAGCGAGGUUUGCAAGGUGCAGAGUGGACUCCUGGGAUGUUAUCCAUUGAAUCCCAGCACCUGCCACAUUUUUGGGGAUCCACAUUAUAUAACCUUUGAUGGGAGACUGUACCAUUUCCAAGGAGACUGCAAUUAUACUGUUGUUGAGAGAUGCACAAAUUCUUCUGAAAAGUUCUCAGUGACAACCAGAAAUGAACAUAGAGGAAAUCCAAACUGGACAGCCUUGAACUCAGUUGCUGUCACACUGAAAAACCUGCACAUUGUGAUGAAGAAAAACAAAGAGACUUAUGUGAAUGGAGUUCAGGUUUAUCUUCCUGUGGAUUUGAACAACGAAGCCAGAGCAUCCAUACAAGGACACUACACAGUCAUUGAUACAUCUCUAGGGAUCCAGGUUAAGUUUGAUGGUGACCAGGAGCUUUUUGUUCUGGUUGAUGAAAGUCUCAAAGGACAAUUGUGUGGUCUCUGUGGGACAUUCAAUGACAACCAACUGGAUGACUUUUUAAACCCAGAUAAAGUCCUAGAACAGGAUCCAAAUAAAUUUGGUGACAGCUGGAUAGUGAAGGAUGACAACAGGACGUGUAAUCAAGUUUCAGUUGUACCGCCCGCUUGUGACACAGAAAAAGAGAAAGAAUAUGAAGAACUCUGCAAAAUUAUUUUGAAAGAGAAUGGAACUUUUCAGUUCUGCCAUUGGCACAUUCCCCCACAACUGUACUUUGACAGCUGUGUCUAUGAUCUGUGUGCCACAGAGGGGGAUUCUGAUCAGUACUGCAAGAUUUUAGAGGCAUACGCUGCUGCCUGUGAAACUGAAGGUGUAAAUCUGGGUGAAUGGAGGAAGGAUACUAUCUGUGGUGCACCAACAGGCUGCAAUAUGUUCUGUACAUUUGAAGUUGACUUCUGUGAGUGGAAACAGGAAACUAAUGACAACUUUGACUGGAUAAGGCACAAGGGACCAACACCCACACCCAGUACUGGCCCUUCCCAUGACCACACGACUGGAGAGGGCUAUUAUAUCUACCUGGAAGGAAGCAAGCAACAGCCAGCUGAUGUAGCCCGCUUGGUCAGUCCAAUGUGCAGUUCCGAAGGAUUUCACUGCUUCCGCUUCUGGUAUCACAUGUAUGGACCGGCUGAAGCAAUGGCCCUGCGUGUGUAUGUAGUUCACAAUGAGACAUCUACACUGGAAUGGGAAGAUGUUGGAAACAAAGAGGACGGAUGGAACUUGGGAGAAGUCACGGUAUAUAACAGAGGAAAUAUGCAGAUUGUCCUGGAGGGCAUGAUUGGUGAAGAUCUCCGGAGUGAUAUAGCUUUGGAUGAUCUGUCCAUUGUAAAGGGACAAUGCACAGAGGGCACUACAACAACAGGACCCACAAGCACAACACCAUCAGAAGAGACACCCACAUCAACACCCAUACCAGAUUCAGGCACCUGUGUGGUGGAAGGAGACCCUCACUACCACACAUUCGACAAGCAGUUACACCAUUUCAUGGGCACCUGCACCUACACCCUCUCCAAGCUGUGUGAGGGCAACAGCUCCCUGCCCUACUUCAAUGUGGAAGCGGCCAACGAGCACAGGGGAGGCAACACCCGUGUGUCCUAUGUCCGAUACGUGGAUGUCGAUGUGGCUGACCAGCGGAUAAGGCUGGGACAGGGUGGAGUGGUGACGGUCAAUGGAGUGGAAGAGAUCCUGCCUUGCAGCCCAUCCGAAGGCGUGCAGGUCCUGUCCAGCGGCUUCUACACCAUGGUCAUGACAGACUUUGGCUUGAGAGUCAAGUUUGAUGGGAAGCAUCGGGUGGAGGUGACACUUCCAAGCACCUAUGGGCAGAAGGUUUGUGGCAUGUGUGGGAACUACAACGGGAUGGCAGCAGAUGACUUCCAGAACCCUGAAGGGACAAUGGAGCCAGACUCCACCAGCCUGGGCAACAGCUGGGAGGUGUCCAACAACAGCAGCUGCUCAGCCGGACUUCUGCCCACCCCAGCCUGCAAUGAGACUGACAAGCAAGUCAUCAGCAGCAGCCACUUCUGUGGGCUCCUCACUGACCCCAGCGGCCCAUUUCAGGUGUGCCAUGCUGUGCUGAGCCCCAACAGCUACUUUGACACCUGCUCCUAUGACCUCUGUGAGCUGGGGCUGGACCGCGAGACCCUGUGCAAGAGCUUGCAGUCCUAUGCAGAUGCCUGCCAGUCACUUGGUGUCCAGAUACCUGUGUGGAGGAAUGCAACCUUCUGCCGUAAGUCCAGACAUGGUACCAUGGGCCAGUACACUCAGAAAAACACAGGACACAGUGGACACAGUUGGACGAGUGAGCUGGGGAAUAAGAACUACCCUCCCCUAUUGGCUGUACACUACAAAUCCUUUGACAAAGUGAGGCACAACUUCAUGGGCAACUGCACCUACACCCUGGCCAAAGUGUGCUCCAACACCACCUCCCUGCCCUACUUCAACGUGGAGGCCAAGAACGAGCACCGUGGCAACACCCGAGUGUCCUACGUGCGCGAAGUCGUGGUUGAGGUGUACGGACAGCGCAUCGUCAUCACCAAGCAGCAGACGAGCCACGUGCUGGUGAACAACGUGCGGCAGACGUUGCCGGUGAGCGCAGCGGGAGGGGCCAUCACGGUGAGCAAGAGCGGUCGCUACAUCGUCCUGGAGACAGACUUCAACCUCAGAGUGUCCUACGACACUGACCACACAGUGGAGGUGAAGGUGCCCACCACCUACUUCAACCUGACCUGUGGCAUGUGUGGCAACUUCAACAACCGCAAAGACGACGAGUACAUGAUGCCCAACGGGCAGCAAGCCGCAAACUCCAAUGAGCUGGGGGAGAGCUGGCAGGUCCCGGACAGUGACCCCUCCUGCGGUGUCCCUGUGCCUUCCCCGCCCUGCAGCGCAGAAGAGGAGGAGCUCUACCGCUCCGACCAGUUCUGUGGCCUACUGACCACCAGGCCUAGCUCUUUUGAGAAUUGCCACGGCGUGAUCAACCCCCAGGACUACUUUGACACCUGCUUGUACGACCUGUGUGCCCUGAAUGGUGGCCAGGAGUUCCUGUGUGCUGCUCUGGAGGCCUAUGCCGACGCGUGCCAGGCAGCUGGUGUGACUGUUCUUCCCUGGAGGAAUGCUACCUUCUGCCCUCUGCAGUGUCCCCCCAACAGCUACUAUGACCCCUGCAUGACCGGCUGUCCUGCCACCUGUGUUGACCAACAAGCCCCACAGAACUGCUCCAAGCCUUGUGUGGAGGGCUGUGCAUGUAGCUCUGGCUUCCUCCUGAGUGGAGACACCUGUGUGCCCGAGGCCAACUGCGGCUGCCUCUUUGAGGGCAACUACUACACUGAAGGCGAAUCCUUCGUGAAUGAGAACUGCACUCGCCGGUGCCGCUGUGAAGCCAAAGGCCAGAUGGUUUGCUCUGCCUUGUCCUGUGGUGAGGACGAGGUCUGCAAGAUCCAGGAUGGCCAGAGGGGCUGUUAUCCAGCCAACACUGCCAUCUGCCACAUCUACGGUGACCCACAUUACAGCACCUUUGAUGGGAAGCUCCACCACUUCCAGGGCUCCUGCAACUACACAGUGGUGACGGGCUGUGACAACUCCUCCGUCGGGUUCAGUGUCACCACCCGUAACAAACAUCGUGGCAGCCAGAGCUGGACAGCUCUGGACUCUGUGGCGCUGUCCCUCGAAGGCCUCCACAUUGCACUGCGCAAGCACAAGGCCGUCUACAUCAACGGUACUCUGGUCUCCCUGCCCGCUUCUCCUGCCGCCGGUGUGACCAUUUCCCUGAGCGGCUCCUACGUGCAGGUUUCUACCAAGCUAGGCCUGCAGCUGCGGUUCAAUGGGGACAAUGAGCUCCUGGUGAAGGUGUCUGAGAAAUACAAGGGCAAACUCUGUGGGCUGUGUGGGACGUACACUGGGAGCCAGCAGGACGACUUCAUGCGACCCGAUGGGGUGGUGGUACCUGACUUCAAUGACUUUGGAGCCAGCUGGAUGGUGCCAGAUGAUGAGUGGCCGUGUGACCCAGCCAUCAGCCCACCUGCAUCCUGCUCCCCUGAGGAAGAGGAGGCAGCUAACAAGCAGUGUUCAAUCCUCACACACCUCGGUGGCCCAUUCCAGCCGUGCCAUGCAGUUCUGCCGCCCGAGACAUACUUUGAGAGCUGUGUCUAUGACCAGUGUGCCACGGGUGGCAGCACGGAGCAGCUCUGCAAUGACCUGGGGGCCUAUGCUGCAGCCUGUGCUGAGGCAGGCGUUGCUCUGGGAGACUGGAGUGCUGGCACUGUCUGUGCUCCUACAACCCCACCCCCCUUGCCAGGCACUACAACGCCGCCUCCAAAUACAACAACAUCACCGUCACCUGGGACAGGCACAGAUCGUGCUUCCUGCAGUGCCUCUGGGGACCCACAUUACAACACUUAUGACCACAAAGUCCAUAAUUUCAUGGGAAAUUGCACUUACACCCUCUCCAAAGUGUGCACUGUCUCUGAGGGCCUUCCAUACUUUGAUGUGUCCACAACAAAUGAGCACAGAGGAGCCAACACCAAAGUCUCUUAUGUGAAGUCAGUGCAUGUGGAAGUCUAUGACAAUCAGAUUUCUCUGCUGAAAAACAAGAAAGUGAAUGUGAAUGGUCAAAGAAUGAACUUGCCUGUAUUUAUUGAAAAGAAGAUCAGUAUUCAAAGCAGUGGUGGAUAUGUUCUCUUGGAAACUGACUUUGGACUGUGGGUGAGAUAUGAUGGAAAUCAUUAUGCAGAAGUGUCUGUGCCCUCUAAUUACAGUGGUCUGCUCUGUGGCCUUUGUGGUAAUUAUAAUGGUGAUCCAAAUGAUGACAAUAUCAAGUCCAAUGGUGACAUUGCAAGUGAUUCCACUGAUCUUGGAGAAAGCUGGCAGGUGCCUGAAAAUAACACCAUAUGCUCCAGUGGUGGGACAGAAGAGCAAUGUGAUCCUGUGUUGGAGACUGAAGCAAAGAAAAACACAGCAUGUGGCAUGAUCACAGACCCGACAGGUAUCUUCAAGGACUGUCACUCCAAGGUGCCUCCACAGAAUUUCUUUGAAAACUGUGUUUAUGAUAUGUGUUUCACUGGGGGACAAGCAACAUCCUUAUGCUAUGGACUGCAGGCCUAUGCUGAGUCGUGUGUCAAUGCUGGGAUAUGCAUAGAAUGGAGGAAUGCUACUCUUUGCCCAAUGUCCUGUCCUGGAGGCAGCAUCUACAAGAGCUGUGGUACUAGGUGUCCCUCUACCUGUUUGAACAUCUCAGCAGUUGAUUCCUGCAGUUCUUUGCCAGUGGAAGGUUGCUUCUGUAAGGAAGGCUAUGUUUUGAGUGGAGACAAAUGCGUGCCAGAAAGCAACUGUGGUUGUGUUGAUGAAAAAAACCAGUAUCACCAGCUGAAUGAAAACUGGUUCACCCGUUUCCCCUGCACUGAGCGCUGCACCUGCAAGGCAAAUAACACCAUUGAGUGCAAAUCCUGGGAGUGUGGAGUCCAAGAGGAGUGCAGUAUUCAGGAUGGUGUGCUGGGCUGUCAUUCCAAUGGUCAAGCAACAUGUCAAGUGGUAGGAGAUCCCCAUUAUUUCACUUUUGAUGGAAUGAAGUACACUUUUGUGGGAACCUGCACCUACACUUUGGUUGAGGUUGUCAACACUGCCACCAAUGUCAUUCCUAUCACCAUACUUGGCAAGAAUGAAGACAGGGGACUAAGAGGAGCCACAUACCUGAAAGAAGUCUACAUAGAUGUGCAUGGUGUACGAAUCACCCUUCAGAAAAACCAAGGAAUCCUGCUGAACAAUGAGAGAGUCUACACUCCAGUGCAGGACCGACUGCAAGGCGUGUCCAUUGGAAUUGUUGGCAGAUUUAUAGUAUUGGAAACUGACUUUGGUAUGAUAGUGAAAUAUGAUGGCAAUCACCAUCUGGAAAUCACCCUCCCACGCUCUUAUUUCUCACAGGUGCAGGGCAUGUGCGGCAAUUUCAAUGGUAAUCGUGAAGAUGAUCUGUCCUUGACCAAUGGUACAGUUGUCACUGCCCCACAGUUUGGAAACAGCUGGGAAGUGGAGACAGACAGUGAUAAGGGUUGUUUGCCAGACUUAAGAGAAGAUGAUGAUCCUCCUUGCACUGCUGAGAAUAAACAAGGCAUCGAAAGACAGUGCAAUGUUCUAAAAUCAGACAAAUUCAAAGAAUGUCAUAGUCUAGUCAACCCUGAUGACUUCAUAGAGAUCUGCAUCUAUGAUAUGUGCCAGUAUGAUGGCAUGAAGUCUGCUCUCUGUGACAUAGUUCAAGUCUAUGUGGACACCUGCAAGAACCACGGAAUCACCAUUAAAUGGAGGAAUAGCACAUUCUGUCCAUUGCCCUGCCCAUCCCGGAGCCACUACAAAGACUGUGUCUCUCCCUGCCCAUCAACAUGCAGUGACAUUUUUGCCUCUUCCCUUUGUGACAAGACAGAAGAGUGCACAGAGGGCUGUGAAUGUGAUGAUAAUUAUGUGCUCAGCAAUGGCAACUGUGUGCCUCUCAGCAGCUGUGGCUGCAGGGAUGAUGACAACAACUACUAUAGUGCUGGGGAGACAUGGCUAACUCCGCACUGCACCAAAAGAUGCCAGUGCAAGAAGAACGGUGUCAUCAGUUGCAAGAGCUAUAGCUGUGAUUCCAGAGAAACCUGUGUGAUCAAAGAUGGAAAACACAAGUGCAAUCCAACAGGUUUUGGGAGAUGCCGGGUGAUGGGUGACCCACACUACAUCACCUUUGACGGGCUGGUGCACCACUUCCAAGGGAAAUACACAUACAUUCUGUCUCAGACCAUCCCUGACCUACCUGACACUCUGACACAGUUCAGCAUUGAAGGCAUGAACUAUCCUUUACGUGGAAGUCGGCGCAUUACUUACCUGAAAGAGUUGCUCAUCAAUGUUUACAACCACACAGUGCGAUUCAGGCAGAACAAGCAGAUUCUGUUGGAUGGUGAGAGGGUGAAGCCCCCUGUUCGACCUCAUGAAGGUAUUCGUAUAUACCAGAGGGCAACAAGAAUUUACCUGGAGACAGAUUUUGGCUUAUACCUGAGCUUUGAUGGCAAUCAAAAUGCAGACAUAAAGCUGGCUACCACCUACAGAAGCAGAGUGGAAGGCUUGUGUGGUGACUUUGAUGGGAGCCAGAAAAAUGACUUCACAAAUCCAGAUGGUGCUCUGGUGAGGAACGUGAAUGUAUUUGGUGAAAGUUGGAAAGUUCCUCUGAGCAGAAGCUCUCGUCUCAGACGAGAUGUCAUCACAGAAAAUGAGUCUGAGGAGGAACCAGAUACAGGGCUUUUCCAAGGUUGCAAUGAAAAUCAGCUGGAGCAGCAAAACACAACUACAAAGUGUCAAAUCCUGACUGACUUGAAUGGUCCUUUUGCCAAGUGUCAUUCUGCAGUUGAACCAGAUUUCUAUUUCACGAGCUGCCUGUUCGAUAUGUGUGUGGAAGAAGAUGAGGUUGCUACCUUGUGUCGCAGUCUGGAGGAAUAUGUGCUGGCUUGUCAGCAGCAAGGAGUCAGCAUGGAUGGCUGGAGGCAACAGUCAGGCUGUGUUAUGUCAUGUCCUGCCAACAGCAACUACAGCUCAUGCAUGACUGCAUGCCCAGCAUCCUGCAACGACCUGACCAGCCCCUCUGAGUGUGAAUCACCCUGUGUUGAAGGCUGUGAAUGUCUCCCUGGUUAUGUUCUUAGUGGCUUUGACUGUGUGCCUUACAAACAGUGUGGCUGCACAUAUCUUAACAAAUACUAUGAGAUUGGAGAAAUAUUCACCACUGAUGACUGCUCUCAGAAAUGCCAGUGCACAGAAAGCUCCACUGUUUCCUGCUCUGACGAAGUUUGUGGGUCUGGUGAAAUCUGUGGCAUUUCAAACUACAGUCGUGGAUGCUACAGGAGUGGUCCCUGUAUGCCAAACCCUUGUAAGAAUGAUGGUAUUUGCUCUGAAACUUCCAACAGCACUUCCCUCCACUUCUGUGAAUGUUCAGAACUCUACACAGGAACAAACUGCGAGACUGAAAAAUUAGUCGUAGAGCCUGACUCAGAGGAUUCGAACCACACAAUUGCCAUUGUUGUUGGAGUUGUGGCAGGUGUAGCUGUUAUUGUCAUUCUCAUCUCCUCCACUGUGUACCUGUUCAGGAAGAGAAAGGUGGAUACAGCUACAAUAUCAAGGGAUUCUUCUAUGAAAUGGUCUAGAGAUGAACUGGAUGCCCGAGUACGUGAGCAAGACUAUGGCUGCAUCGUGAACAGAGCAUUUGAUCAAAACGACUCCCCAAAUACACAUCUAUAAUUAACAAUACUAUUCCUAUUCCUAAUAAUUUGUCAUACCUUUUACUCUUGUAUUUAAUCAUAUUUUAAUACUUUGAGAAGAAAUAAUAAUAAAUUUAUCAUUG
This is a messenger RNA of Sturnus vulgaris (Common starling), 11359 nucleotides long. The record is from RefSeq and is a predicted model, not a curated record. NCBI's taxonomy places the organism in Eukaryota, Metazoa, Chordata, Aves, Passeriformes, Sturnidae.